Molecule: messenger RNA, 609 nt
Organism: Anopheles marshallii
Lineage: Eukaryota; Metazoa; Arthropoda; Insecta; Diptera; Culicidae
Product: E3 SUMO-protein ligase NSE2-like
Exons: 3
Coding region: 1-609 (202 amino acids)
Biological process (GO): protein sumoylation; double-strand break repair via homologous recombination
Cellular component (GO): Smc5-Smc6 complex; nucleus
Molecular function (GO): SUMO ligase activity; zinc ion binding
Source: RefSeq, a predicted model, not a curated record
AUGAAUAUGCUCGAGGCAAACAUGCGUGUGGUAUCGGACAGCCUUAACAACACUGUCCGGUUGGCAGCAGAAUUUGGUGAUGAAGCAAUGAAAGAUUUGAAGUUGUACACCAGCCUGGUAGAAAAACUAUGUUUAAUCGACAGCAAAAUGGGAAACCAUCGUAAAGCAAUGGCUGAAUCGUACGCGGAGCAAACUGUGGAAAGCUUCGACCAUUCUUACGAAUCUAAGCUGGAGAAAAAGAAUCCUCAGGUGAAGGGUCACAAACGGUACAAGGACUUUAUACAAUACGCUAAACCACUACUAAACCCAUCGCUAGAGGGACAAUCAAGCCAGGAUCGGAACAAUGACGAUGAUGAUUUGAUGAUUGCGGCUGAUGAUAGUAAUACCAUCGAUCCAAUUACGAAGCGUCCGAUGGAAGUGCCCGUGCGUAAUAAGCAGUGCAAUCAUGUCUAUGAAAAGAGUUCAAUCGAACAGCUGCUGGAGCAAAAUCCGCGCGUCCGCUGUCCUGUGAUGGGUUGCCUUGCGAAGCAAUACGUCCAACGACAGUUACUAGAGGUCGAUAUUAGACUGCAGAAGCAAUUGAUGCGAGCGCGUGCUGCUCUUUUGUGA